Molecule: messenger RNA, 14888 nt
Organism: Botrytis cinerea B05.10
Lineage: Eukaryota; Fungi; Ascomycota; Leotiomycetes; Helotiales; Sclerotiniaceae
Gene: Bcnrps2
Product: Bcnrps2
Exons: 3
Coding region: 68-14827 (4919 amino acids)
Biological process (GO): secondary metabolite biosynthetic process; amino acid activation for nonribosomal peptide biosynthetic process
Cellular component (GO): cytoplasm
Molecular function (GO): phosphopantetheine binding; catalytic activity
Source: RefSeq, a predicted model, not a curated record
GACAUAUAAGACGACCACAUGCACUUACAGCAGUCCAGAUUAUGAGGAUCGACCUGCAUGAUCCAAAAUGGAUUCAAAGAUUUCGACUUUGAAUGACCCUCCAAGACUUUUGUCCGGGCCACAACUUCUACAUGAUUUGAUCCGAUGGAAUGAAUACGAAAAUUCUUGUGCAAUUGACUUCACUAGUCACGAUAGACGAGAGAGGUACCGUUAUCGAGACAUACAAGCUUGUGUGACAUCUCUCGUUACACGAAUCCAAUCAACGAUUAAAGUUUGUCAAACAUCUCAACAGCAGCACAUUGUCCCAAUAUUGUUACCGCAAUGUCCUGGGUUAUAUAUCUCUCAAAUCGCAAUCCUGCAGUCGGGAGGGGCCUUCUGCCCUAUCAACCUCGAUGCGCCGAGAGAUAGGAUACGAUUCGUCGUGGGCGACGUUUCUGCGAGUAUCAUAAUUACGACAUCGGAGUUUCGAGACUCGGUUUCUUGGGAAAAUGGACCCAGAGUUAUUGUCGUCGACGAAUUUCCCAUUGCCCCCACGGAACUGGAUGAAUCAACUGAAUCACGUGAACCUACUAGCAAUGAUCUUGCAUAUGUUAUGUAUACUUCUGGUUCAAGCGGAACCCCAAAAGGAGUUGCAGUCAGUCAUCUCGCUGCUUCACAGUCUCUCUUGGCUCACGAGAGUCUUAUUCCCAAAUUUAAACGAUUUCUCCAGUUUGCCGCACCAUCUUUCGAUGUCUCCGUAUUCGAGAUUUUCUUCCCUCUGACUAGAGGUCAAACAUUGGUUGGAUGUGAUCGUAGUCAGCUACUUAACGAUUUACCAGGCAUGAUCAACAAUUUGGAUAUUGAUGCUGCCGAACUUACUCCAACCGUUGUGGGCGCUUUAUUACAGAAGAGAUCCUAUGUUCCUAAAUUAAGAUUGCUGAUGACGAUUGGUGAAAUGAUGACGAGGCCAAUCGUGGAGGAAUUUGGUGGAUCUGAUACAAAAGAGAGCAUUCUUUAUGGGAUGUAUGGACCGACUGAAGCAGCCAUUCAUUGCACAAUUCACCCCAAAAUGGAAGCAAGUGCUAAGCCGGGUAAUAUUGGAGUACCCUUUGAGACAGUAUCUGCGUUCAUAGCGGAAGCGGCUUCUGGGUCUGAAAAUGAGCAGGAUCUCAAAUUUCUCCCACAGGGCGAGCUCGGAGAGCUUAUUUUAGGAGGCCCGCAACUAGCAAAUGGUUAUCUUAACAGAGAAGAGCAGAACAGGGCUGCUUUUCUGGCAGUGGCAGAUAAAAACUACUAUAGGACUGGUGAUAAAGGUCGGAUUCUUGAAGAUGGAAGUAUAGAAAUCCAUGGCCGUAUGAGCGGUGGACAAGUUAAACUACGUGGCCAACGUGUCGAACUUGGAGAGAUAGAAGAUGCUGUCUACAAACAUCCGGGGAUCAGAGCUGUUGUAGCAGUCGUGAUACGCGGGGUACUGGUUGUGUUCGCUCUCACAAGUGAAGAAGAAACUCAUUCCGAACAAGUUCUGAAUACUUGCUCACAGUGGCUUCCGAGUUUCAUGGUACCCAGUGAGAUCAUUAUCCUGCAAGAGUUUCCUUAUCUACCGUCUGGAAAGGUAGAUAAAAGGAAGUUGGAAGCGGGCUACCAGCAAGAAUGUGAAGAAGGGGACGAGCAAUCAGACUUUACACAAAAUGAAGUAAUAGUGAGAGAGUUACUGCGCGAGAUACUUGGUCCAUUUCCCCCAAAUAUACGUUUGGCAGCUGCAGGUCUUGACUCGCUCGUUUCUAUCAAAGUAUCUAGAGAACUUCGAUUGCGAGGAUUUAACGUUGCGACUUUAGAUGUUUUGAAAGCCGAAACAUUAACGUCGCUUGCGAGGCUUUGUGAAAAUUGCCCCGAGGUUUCAAGUUCAGCCAAGGCUCAAUUGGGCCCUACCAAGUCAGAAAUGCACGCUAUGCUGAAUGGCAAUGCACAUGCCGUUGAAAGUUCUUUCCCUUGCACUCCGCUUCAAAAUGCAAUGCUUGCUGAAACUGCCCUCGACGGGAGAGCUUACCGCAACUGGAUCGAGUUAGAUUUACCUGGACUUAGCGACACCGAAAAUCUUCGUACGAAGCUACACGACCUCGCUGAUUGCAAUCCAAUCUUGAGAACUGGCUUUGCAGAGUCUUCUGAUAAUAGCGGAUAUAUGCAGUUUGUAUGGAAAUCAUUUCCCGACUCGAACAUUAAAAUUGUGGACGUAUUGACCUACGAUCUCGAAGUUGAAAAUGCAUCACUUCAUCGCCCGAUUGUUUUCGAGAUUCUACCUACUAAGCCCUGCCUAAAACUCUUGAUUCACAUCCAUCACGCUCUGUAUGAUGCCUGGUCGUUAGAUCUUCUGCUUGAUGAUUUGAAUUGUCUGUUGCAAGAUGAGAUUCCAAUUCCACGUCCCUCAUUUGCGGAUGUUGUGGGGGGUUAUCUCGACGGCAGCAUCUCUUCUGAUUCUCGAGUCUCUAAAGAUUACUGGAAAGAUCAUAUGGCAAACCUCGAGCUUAGACAUUUACCUAAUUUUCACACAAGCAACGUUGCUUCCGCUAGAUUGGCUGUGGCGCAUCACUCGACUCAGCUCUCAACUUUAGAUGUUGAAGUAGCCGCGAAACAAUUAGCUUCGAGUUCGCAAGCUAUUUUUCAAGCGGCAUAUGCUCUAAUCUUAUCCUCUUACUUAGGAACAACAGACGUUUGCUUUGGCACUGUUUUUUCUGGCAGAACCAUCCCCAUUGUUGGAAUAGAAGAAAUUAUCGGACCAUGUCUCUCAACCUUGCCGAUUCGUAUAGAUACCUCCAUAGCCUCUACUCUCCAAGAUCUUGUAGAAGAAUUAAACAGUAUAAAUAGGAAACAUCUCAAUCAUAGCACCCUCCCACUUCGCGAGAUCAAAUCGGUCAAUGGUUUCGAGCCUCGACAGCCAUUAUUUGAUACACUUCUGAUAUGGCAACAAACUCUCCAUAGUUAUGACCAGAGCAGAAGCAACGUCCUUCUUAUCGACCAGCUUGAUCAACUGGAGUUUAAUCUAACUCUUGAAAUAACUCCUACAUCUAAUACCAUUCAAUUCAAAGCAAAUUAUCAACAGUCGAUAUUCCCCGAAAGCCAGAUAAACAUGCUUCUGUGUCAAAUUGAAGAUGUCGCGAAAACAAUCAUCCAGCAUGCAGGAUCUUCACCUAUAAAUGUCUUCAAUGAAAGUAUCUCUGAAUUAUUAUCUUUGGAGAACCAUACACCUAGCGUUGCCCUUGGACCCGAGACUCUGAUAUCUUCAGUGGAACAGAUCGCAGAAGAAGAUCCCGAUCGUCCGGCAAUUGCGUUUGCUAGCAGAAUCGAAGACGUCAGUUCAGACAUUCGAUACAUGAGUUAUGGUACUUUGAAUAGUCGUGCAAACCAGCUGGGACACUAUCUAUCCAGUAAUGGUGUUCUGCCGAAUGAUAUUGUUUGCGUUUGUCUAGAAAAAAGUCAUGAUUUUUAUGCCUCAGUAUUGGCUAUCACGAAACUCGGUGCAGGCUAUCUCCCAGUAACCCCUGAUAUUCCACAUAGCCGGUUGCACCAUAUCUUGAUGGAAGCCAAGGUAAAGGUAUUGGUUGGACAUUCUUCAUCCCGGAAACUGCUGGAACAAUUUACGGAACAAAAAGUUGUUCAAAUCGAUGAGACUGAACUGGGUCAACAAUCUACGAAAAACCUUUCUAUUGCCUUCAAGCCAGAAAAUAUCUCAUAUUGUGUGUUCACUUCGGGGAGCACUGGAACUCCAAAAGGAGUGCUUGUCACACAAGGCAAUCUUCUAAGUAACCUCGACGUGUUAGUAGAGAUCUAUCCAGCAACCAGCGAUUCUAGACUUCUCCAGUCAUGUUCACAGGCCUUUGACGUAUCUGUCUUCGAAAUUUUCUUCACUUGGAGAAUUGGGGGAUGCCUGUGUUCUGCCGUGAAAGACGUUUUGUUUCGAGACAUAGAACUUGCGAUUCGUGUUCUGGAAGUGACUCAUCUCAGCUUGACACCUACUGUUGCUGCUCUUAUCGAUCCACUUAAUGUACCUAAAGUAAAGUUCUUGGUCACUGCCGGAGAGGCUGUGACACAAAAGGUUUUCAACACAUGGGCUGGCCAUGGGCUUUACCAGGGUUAUGGUCCCAGUGAGACAACCAAUAUUUGCACUGUCAAGUCACAGGUCACCCUAGAUGAUCGUAUUGACAAUAUUGGUCCUCCUUUCAAGAAUACGUCAGCUUUUGUAAUUGCUCGCAACUCAGAAUUCUCCUUGGUACCAAGAGGUGGCGAGGGUGAGUUUUGCUUUGGUGGCUCUCAGGUCUUCAGAGGGUACAUGAAUCGAGCUCAAGAUGAGGGAAAGAUUAUUAAUCAUCCCGAAUAUGGGCGUCUAUAUAAAAGUGGCGACUUUGGGCGUCUGAUGUCAGACGGAUCCCUUGUUUUUACAGGACGAAAAGAUGACCAAGUCAAGGUCAGGGGCCAACGAGUUGAACUUGGCGAAAUCAACAAUAUCUUGAUCUCUUUACCAGAUGUCGAAGAUUGUGUAACAAUGGUUAUCAAUGGACAAGGAAGUUCGCAACGCCUAGUUUGCUUUUUCACGCCACAGUCAUUAACAUCUGGAAAUAUUCUUCCUCUUCAAGUUGAUCCAAUUAUUAUUAGCGAACUCUAUCGAAUACUGGAGUCGAAGCUCCCGAGCUAUAUGGUACCUUCAAAUCUCAUUCCGGUUUCAAACCUUCCAUCGACAUCGCAAGGCAAGAUUGACAAGCGUCGACUAAUUAGCUUGUAUGAAAACUUUGAGCUUGCGUAUCUUGACUCUACUACUAAAUCUUCAACGUCUUCUGUAGAUCAUCAGUGGACAGAACUUGAGCUUGAGAUCCGCUCCUCAUUGAGUGAAAUCUCAAAAGUUUCAGUAGAUGAUAUCGGUCCAGAUACAUCAUUCUUUAGCUUUGGUAUCGACUCGAUUUCGGCAAUUGCAUUCUCCCGGAAGCUACGUCAAACAAUUGCAAAACCAAUUGAUAUUUCUGAUAUUUUGAAGCAUACUUCUGUAGUCAGACUUGCAGAACAUUUAUCAAGAUCCGAUGAGCUUAGAAACGACGACAUCUCGAUGGUUGAUACAAACUUAGGACUCAGCGAUGAAUUUUUAGAGUCUACUUUGUCUCAGUUUACCACCCCGGAAAAAGUUGCGAUAAGCGUUUCACCUUGUACGCCUUUACAAGAAGCUAUGCUGUCCGCGGUUGAGUCUUCCUCGGGCGUAUCAUAUAACAACCAUGUCAUGUUCAAUAUAUUUGGUGAUCUCGAACGAAUUCGUGGCUGUUGGCAAGAAAUGGUCCGGAGACAUGAAAUUCUUCGAACUUGUUUUCUUGCUACUGAAAUGCAAAAACACCCUUACGUCCAAGUCGUGUUUCAAGAAUUUGAACUCAAAUUCGGCUCUCUUGAUUCUAACACUCUGGAGGCUGCCAUUCUUGAAGUAGAGACAAAUUUAACACACAACGAUGAUAGCCCGCCUUACAAGGUUAACGUUUUGCACUUCAAUGGCCAGCAGCAUCUUUUGGUCUCAAUGCAUCACGCACUUUAUGAUGGAGUCGCCCUGGCAAUUCUUUACGAUGAAAUUGAAAGGCUGUACAAUGAUUUGCCUCUACUUCCCCAGGUUUCCUUUACUCCAUUUCUAGAGCACAUAAGCUCAAUGAAUCUUGAUUCUUCUGAUAAAUUUUGGGGAUCUACCUUACGAGGAUAUUAUCCACUUCACUUCGAAGAUAUGCCAAAUUUGACUAGCCAAGUUGAAGUGGACAGCACCCGCAUUCAGAAGCUGAUAUCGAAAAUUCCUCUUAGUAGCGUCGAAAAUAAUAUCAAGAAGCAUAGUACCACCCCUCUCGCUGCGCUUCAUGCGGUCUGGGCUGGCAUCAUUUCUGAACUUUUCAAAAGCACUGAUAUUUGUUUUGGCAAUGUAGUCAGUGGUCGCACUGCCCCAGUUAAUGGUAUAGAAAGACUGGUCGCGCCAUGUUUCAACACGGUUCCAAUCCGUUUGGAAAACAUUCACAAGUCCACUUACCUCGAGGCAUUCAGAAAAUUACAAAAUGCAAAUGCCAACUCCUUGCCAUACCAAUUUACUCCUUUACGACGACUUCAGUCAAAGUUCAGUCCUGAUGGAACUCGUCUAUUUGAUACCCUUUUCAUUUUACAACAGCCGUCGAAGGAACUCGACUCUUCUAUAUGGUCCAUUGCGGAAGAAAACGGUGCCAUGGAUUUUCCUUUAGUCUGCGAAAUUAUACCCAAACCAAGCAACGAUACCCUUGAAAUUGUUCUUCAUACAUCUACUUUAAUGUUUUCCGAUUACGAUGCAAAUAAUUUAAUUCAGAGAUUCGAGGAUUUACUACAAGUCGCCCUGGAGAACCCUCGGCGCCAGAUUAUUUCCUCUUCGGCAAGAGCGCAGAUCCUCGCUGUUGACGAGGAAAGAGAGAGAAAAAGGGUGCGAAUUUUGGACCCGGAACACCAGGACAAAACCAUGAGUCCAUUGGAACUAGAAAUUCGAAAUAUAGUUGCAGGAUUUACAGACGUUCCCCCAGACAAGAUCUCUCGGGAUACCAGUAUUUUCAGGUUGGGUCUCGAUAGUAUCAGUACAGUUCAGGUUGCUUCUCGCUUGAGAGCUCAAGGGCAUAACCUCCUUGCGAGUGAUAUCCUACAGCACCCUACCAUCGCUCAAGUUGCUUUGCAUCUUGAACAAAAUAAGUCUUCAGUGAAACAAAAAAGCGUUCAGUAUGAUUUCGCUGCUUUUGACCAAAAACAUCGCGAGCCAAUCUGUUCGAAAAUUGGAGUUUUAUCUCAUAAUGUUGAAGCUAUCAGACCUUGCACAGCUGUACAACAAGGCAUGCUUGCUCAAAGUUUGCAUUCUGGAGGUCAUGAAUAUAUCAACAGCGUGUCUCUGGAGAUUUUACCCGAUCACUCGUUGGAAGAAAUUAAACAUUCUUGGACUAAAGUCUGUAAAGUUCAUGACAUGCUUCGUACAGCAUUUGCUCAGAUUGAAGACCCAAAGCAUCCGUUCGCAAUGAUAACAUUCACAGAACACUCCUUUGUUCUCCCGUGGUUUGAAAGUGGCGUCCAAACAUUCUCUGAGGAUAAUGAUCGUCUCCGAAACCCAUGGGACAUGACGAUGUACAAGAACGGGGACGGAACUAUACUCACUUUCACUGCACAUCAUGCACUUUACGAUGCUCAAUCUAUGGAAAUGAUAUUUUCGGACUUUACAAAGUUAUAUCAUCGUCAAGAAUUGGCCAGUCGACCUAGCAUGAACACAUUGUUGGGUUCAGUUCUUCAAGCAUCCGAAGGAGCCCAAGAUGAGAAGAAGACAUUUUGGCAACUGCCUGAAAAUCGAAUUGUGGUCAAUAAGUUCCCUGAUUUGACUCCCCUCCGUGUCGCAGCACCUAGUAAUGCAGUUCGUGAGAUAAAAUCUUCUGCUUCACUGAAAGACCUUGAGAAUAGAUGUCGAGAACUUGGAGUCACUAUGCAAGCAGCUGGGCAAGCUACUUGGGCGAGGUUGUUGAUGGCAUAUACUGGAGAGAACGCUACGACUUUUGGAAUGACCCUCUCUGGUCGAUCUGUUCGUGAUGAUGCCAAUUUAGUCGCCUUUCCAACUAUCGUCACACUUCCGGUUAAUUGCAACGUGAUGGGCAGUAACGGCGAUCUGUUGUCCAGGACUAUGUCAACCAAUGCACAACUUCAUAAUCAUCAAUUUACGCCGCUGACAUCAAUUCAAAAGUGGUCUGGGUACCCCGAGGGACGGAUAUUCGACACUUUAUUUGCGUAUCAAAAACUACCUGAAGAUGGAGAAACUCUGAAUUCUCCAUGGAAAGUAGUCAAAGAGGAGGCUACAGUGGACUACGUCAUAUCUCUAGAAGUCCAACCCUCAUCAUCGGGUGAAAUCACAAUUCGAUUAUCAUUCAGAGAAGAUGUCGUACCCGCAGCUCAUGCUGAGCUAAUUGUCAAACAAUUUGAUGCGCUACUGCUGGAUACGCUCCAAAACCCAGAUCAUCCCUGCAAUGUAGCGCCUGAUAUUGGAGUUGAGUUGCUGUCCAUUACUCCUGCACAGGAUCCUGUUCUUCCGGACUCCGUAGCCCUUCUGCAUCAAUACGUCGAAAGAGGGGCCAAGACAUGGCCAGAUAAGGUCGCAUUAGAGUUUGCAACUUGCCUUCAACCAGGCAAUUAUCAAAGCCAAAAAUGGACAUACCUACAAUUGGACGAAGAAUCCAACAGGGUGGCUCAGAUGCUCCAUGCACGUGGAACUACUCCGGGUGAGAUAAUUGCAGUUUGUUUUGACAAGUGUGCCGAGGCUUCUUUCGCAAUUAUUGGUAUCAUGAAGGCUGGCUGUGGUUAUGUUGCACUGGAUCCUAAUGCUCCUGCCGAUCGCUUAAAGUUUAUCGUGGAGGAUUCUGCUGCGAGAUUAACCAUCAGUGCAGGAAGCCCAGCCCAGAAUUUGAAAACUUUCGUAGACGGGAAGAUUAUCGAUCUGACUGAUCCGACCACACUUCGCGAAUUUGCCCCUGAAGCCCCGGAACUUUCCAGAGAAAUCACCCCUGACGACAUAUCCUAUUGUUUGUACACGUCUGGAACAACAGGAACACCGAAAGGAUGCCUGCUUACUCAUGAAAAUGCGAUUCAAGCGAUGCUUGCAUUUCAAAGACUGUUCUCUGGACAUUGGACCACCGACUCGAAGUGGCUACAGUUUGCUUCUUUUCACUUUGACGUGAGCGUCUUGGAACAAUUUUGGAGUUGGAGUGUUGGAAUUUGUGUAGCUACAGCUCCUCGAGAUCUGAUAUUUGAGGAUAUUCCAGUUGCGAUUCAACAACUAGGUAUCACGCACAUUGAUUUAACACCGAGUCUUGCACGCUUGUUACACCCAGACGACGUCCCGUCAUUAUGCAAAGGUGUUUUCAUUACGGGUGGUGAACAACUAAAGCAAGAAAUUCUUGAUGUAUGGGGCGAGCAUGCUUGCAUUUACAAUGGAUAUGGGCCAACCGAAGCUACUAUUGGUGUGACUAUGUAUCCUCGAGUACCGAGAAAUGGCAAACCUUCCAACAUUGGUCCUCAGUUUGACAACGUCGGAUCGUUCGUUCUGAAGCCAGGAACUGAGCUACCCGUUCUAAGAGGAGGCAUUGGUGAACUUUGCGUUUCUGGAAAACUAGUCGGAAAAGGAUAUCUCAAUCGCUCAGAACUUACGACUGAGAAAUUCCCUACGCUUACUAAUUUCAAUGAGCGAGUGUAUCGCACCGGAGAUCUUGUUCGAAUCUUGCACGAUGGCACCUUCCUCUUUCUUGGUCGUGCUGAUGACCAAGUCAAACUUCGUGGACAACGUUUGGAGUUAAGCGAAAUCAAUGAGGUAAUCAAGAAAAGCAGAAACGAUCUAGAAGAGGUAGUCACAUUAGUUCUAAAACACAAAGCACAAGCUAAAGAGCAGCUCGUCACGUUUUUUGUCGUGUCAGGAAAGAGCCAGUUGAAAGAUAGUGAAGUAAUUCCCUUCAUCAGAGAUGCCUGCAGCUCGCGACUUCCAGGAUAUAUGGUCCCAACACAUUUCAUCCCCAUCAAAGCACUUCCUCUCAACGCAAACAACAAAGCGGAUUCGAAACAACUCGCAGCAAAAUUCGACGAUUUGAGUAUGGAGGAUCUUCAAAACAUGAGUAUUCAGGUGCAGAACCAUGCGGAAUGGACAAACAGAGAGGAGAAGGUGGUAGAUACCAUCGUUAAGGUAUUUCCCAUCGAUGUUCCCGAGUUAACGCGCAGCUCGAAUAUUUUCCAACUCGGUCUCGACUCCAUUACCAUGACUGCCUUUUCAAGCUCCUUGAGAACUGCGGGAUACAAUAACGCCACCAAUGCCACCGUCAGAAGCAAUCCCACGAUCGGGAAGUUGGUUGAAGCACUUCUUGCUGCCAAAAUGAAUGAUACCAGAGAAAACUCAUAUCUUGUUACAGCUCAACUGAGAAUUGCCGGCUUUUCACAGCAGCAUACAGUCACCAUUUGCAAAGACUUAGCGGUUUCACCCGAGCAUAUUGAGAGCAUCGCACCUUGCACUCCUGUGCAGGAAGCAAUGAUCUACAGGUUACUUGAGAGUGAUGGAAGAUUGUAUUAUAAUCACUUCGAGUACAAAUUGGCACCCGGAGUUAAUUCUAAACACGUUUCCGAUGCGUGGGAUCGUGUAGUUUCUAAUCUUCAGAUCUUGCGAACCAGAUUUGCCUUGACAGACGAUGGCUAUGCCCAGGUGGUUCUCAAACCCCAGGCAUCUUCGAAGCAUUGGGAGUCGGGCAUCGUAUUAGAAACCUUGGAAAUUCUCAAUAACCCGUGGUGUUUCGAUAUCAAACAUCAUGGAGACGAAGAUACCGUAUCGUUAAAUAUUUUUCAUGGCCUUUAUGAUGGGAGCAGUCUAGGAAUGAUCUUGAAUCAUCUUUGCGACGAAUCUCGCCAAUUACCGAACAUUCAGUAUGGACCGGCUUUCCAUUCAUCGUUGGCUUAUGGGCCGCUGUCGAUAGUUCCCGGAAAGGAGGAAUUCUGGAAAUCCCAUCUAAAGACAUGGACUCCCUAUUAUUUACCUCAUGACUACGCAGAUCCGGGAACUCGGAUAUUUUCUCGUACACUUGACCUGCAAGAUUUUGAAAUCAGACGGAAAGCCUUAUCUGUUGCGCCGCAGGCCAUAAUCCAAGCAGCAUGGAUCUCAGCCAUUCAAAAGAUCAUUUCUACCAAAUUGACCACAAUUGGCAUUGUCACAUCCGGCAGAGCAAUUGAUUUCGAAGGAGUAGAAAAAGUUGUUGGACCCCUUUUCAACACCGUGCCCUUCCAUCUUCCUGUACAGGCUGGCAUUCAAAUUUCCUCAAUAAUAAAGGAGUGCCACCGAAUAAAUAUGGAAAUGCAAGAAUUCCAACACACGCCAUUGAAUGAUAUAAAUAAAUUAGUUUCUGCUGCAGUCACAGGUCCGCUCUUCGAGGCACUAUUCGUGUUCCAACGUCCGGAUGCUAACGAAGAGCAAUUAUCGGAUCUAAUGGGAAAUAUUAUCUCUCCUGAGGAGGAUAGGAAUGCAGAUUAUCCUAUAGCACUCGAAGCUACUCUGAGCCACGAUAGUACUAAGCUUAUUUUGGAGAUGGUCGUGAAGAGCUCAGCUGUGACGGAAGAAAUGGCACGCCUUGUGCUCAUUGAGAUGAAUAAUACCCUUAGAACUAUUCUUCCCGGUAACGACAAUGCGACAAGAACAGUUGGGAUUGAUCUUCACCAUCAAGCCCACUCAAGACUUCUCCCAAACCCCUUUCACUGGCUGAACUUAAUUGACGAUUCAAGUCACCUAAAGCAAUCUUCGGGAGCUUUACAUCAAUCUGCGCGCUCAGGCCAAAUACCUCUAACCAAAGAAAAGGGUGAUGUUGUUUGCAAGGAGGUUGCAAAUUUGGCCAAAAUUGACAAAAUAGAUAUUGAUGAUCAUAGAUCUAUCUUCGAACUUGGACUUGAUAGCAUCGAUGUGAUCAAGUUGUCUUCACGUCUGCGGAAGAACGAGAUUGUGAUAUCUGUCAGCGAAAUUAUCAAAUGUCAAACGAUCACUAAGAUUGUAGAAGCCGCGACACUCUCCAAAGAAAUUGUAUCCGACGCAUUGUCUACCAAGAAACUCGCGAGACUUAGUCACAAGCUUCACGGGUAUCUAAAGCCUAGGCUUCCUGCAGACUUCGAAUCCAUUCUACCGGCUACACCUUUACAAGAGAGCAUGUUAAAAGAAAUGGUUGAUUCCAAUUUCAAAAGCUAUUUGACCCUCCAGGUUUUCGAACUGAGUGAAAACACCCAGGAGGGAAGAUUGUUGGAUGCUGUGGAUAUGGUUAUCGAAAAUUCGCCAAUUUUAAGAACCACCUUCCUUGAAGUUCAAGACCCGCAAUCUCCCGUCAACUAUGCACAGAUUGUUCACAAAAAAUGGAACAGGGUGGCCGGAAAGUAUCUACCUAAUUUUGAUGAUCAUGGGUGCCCCGAAGACCUUUUACAAUUAGCAGAAAACAAACUAAGAGCGGACAUGUCGUCGAUAGAGAGCCAAUUGUUUGGAAUACUUCCUGUACAUUUCGAAAACAGGAGAUUUAUCGUAAUGGGAAUUUCACAUGCUCUUUACGAUGGGAAAUCACUGCCGAUGAUACACGACGAUAUCAGCAAAGCUUAUAGGUACCAAACAAUUGCUAGUCGUCCAGACUAUAGACCGUGCCUUGCAGAGAUCUUCAAUUCUGAUACUCAUGAAGCGAAUGACUUCUGGAAAGCUACCCUGUGGAACUCGCCACCUGCAAUAUUUCCAAAGCAGGAACCAUCAUCAAUUGGCGAGACUACGACGUACCGAUAUGAGAAGCAUUCUGAGUUCUCUCUAAAAAAAAUCAGGAGCUUCUGCCGCUCUUCCAACAUUACACUACAAACUCUGGGACAAGCAUGCUGGGCUUUAGUUCUCGCAGAACUCAUGGGCCAAUUUGAUGUUGUGUUUGGAACUGUACUUGCCUGUCGUGAUACAGGUGACACAGCCAAUGAAGUAAACUUCCCACUGUUCAAUACUGUGGCAGUUCGAUCAGUACUUCGCGGAACUGUGGGUCAAAUGCUUCGAGAUAUGCAAGAGAAGAGCGAUAUGAUUCGUCAAUUUCAACAAUUCCCCCUUAGGAAAGCUCAAGCCCUCGCACUUGGCUCUCGAGACCAUUCAACCAAAGAUACCACAUUGUUCGACACAUUGUUCACAUAUCAAGGCUCUCGACCUGAGAAGGAAUCUGAUCCAUUAUAUUUGUCAUUUGGUGGUUCUUCGGAUGUUCAGUUCGCAAUCUGUGUCGAGAUGGAGGUUGAAGAUAAAUCUGAUCGUCUUUACUGGACAACAGCUUGUAAAUCUGUGGCUAGAAAUCACUUCCAAACCAACGAAAUUCUUGAAAAAUUAGACAAGGUUCUUGGGAAAAUCAUGGCAGACAAAGAGGAACAGAUCAUUAAAAUUUACAGCGACGGAGUCUCUGUAUGCGGAUCUCCCAAAUUUCAACUUCGAGAAAGUCCCCAUCAGAAAAACUUCCAAGUACCUUCUCCUUGUGAAAGUUGGUCUAAAACAGAAAUGGAGAUUCGAAAAUCAAUAUCAUUCAUUUCAGGUGUCCCAGAGAAAGAUAUCCUCAAAGACUCCACAAUCUUUCAAUUGGGCUUGGAUUCAGUUACAGUCCUCAAGCUUCCAGCACAUCUCAAAAACUACAACCUUCAUCUGACUGUUUCGGAAAUCAUGAGACAUCUCACAAUUCAGGAUAUGGCUGAUCAUUUAGCUGAGAAACAAGACUCACAGUCGAAUACUCCUGCCAACGUCGACGUUGACGUCGAUGUUGAUCUCAUCCUGGCUCAAUCUACACCAUCGAUUGAUGAGACCCAGAUCAAGCAAUUGAAUGAAUCUUUUGGCGAGAUAGACUACAUUAUGCCCGCAACUGCAGGACAAAUGUAUAUGAUUAGACAUUGGCAAAACUCUCAAGGAUCUCUCUUCCAAGCAACUUUUGAGUUCAGAUUAUCCAGCGGUUACGACCCACAACUACUCGAUUUUGCUUGGUAUAAUUUGCUACUUCAGCACGACAUUCUACGAACUGGUUUCAUUGACUUGGACUCAACUAUCGUUCAAGUUGUUUACAAAGAACCAACAAGUAUGGUAAAAUAUGUUGAGGAGCUACCUAAUCUUCAACAAGAAUGUAGCCUUCAAGAUCCACCAAUAAGUCUUUUUGUCAUCACGCCACAGAACACUUCAAAACAGGUCGAUAUGCAUCUUGUUAUUCACCAUGCUCUUUACGAUGGAAUCAGCAUCUCUUUGUUGCUUAAGGAAUUGAUGGCUUGGUAUAAUGACCCGAACACCAUGGCCAAGUCCACGUCUACAAUCGCCAAAAAUGAAUGGAAGAAAUUUGUUGCGACGACAAUCGAGGAAAAGAAUAAACCGUCCGUGAGGGAUCAAUGGAUUGAGUAUCUUGGCACUGUUCCCUCUAAACAAUCAAGCCCUGAUUCAAAUGUCGAAUUCGAAGUAAUAGGACCGGGAAUCAGGAAGCCUAAUCGAGUCGAAGUUUUCGAACCCAAUGUGCCAGCAAAAGGUGUAAAAAAAUAUGCACGAAAUACAGGUGUUUCUAUUGACCACAUACUUAUCGUUUUGGCAUCGACAGUCUUGGGUGAUCAACAAUUUAAGAAUGUUGUGGAUCUUGAUGGAAAUUUCAUCGUUGGCCUGUAUCUAGCCAAUCGCUUUCCAUUUUCACAGGACCUUUCUUCCAUGAUGGCACCUACGCUCAACAUAUUGCCAAUCAGAAUCGGGCCAAGUAAUCGGAAUGAAGAUGAUGGUUUUGCGAUACCAGAGUUGGCCAAGAAUGUGCAGAAGGGUUUGGCUAAGAUUGGUAGAGGCGGAAUGGCUAACGCGGGGCUGGACGAAAUCUAUCAGUGGACUGGCGUGAAAGUACAUGGAUGUAUCAAUAUUGUUAAAGAGGUUUCUGAUCAUAGUGAGAAGAUGGAUGAGGCAAGCUCCGAGGAGAUAUCGGAUUGGGAAGUUGUUGAAGACUUGAACGGAGAUACGGCGAAGGAGCAUAAGAAACCUCGCGAGGAGGUCGGUUUACAGCCUGUGAAGAAUGAGGAAAAGGAUACGACCAAGCGAGUUCUUUUCGAAUCGUUGGAAGAUAUGAAAGGAUAUGCGAGAGUGGUGAAGCCGAAGAGGGAUCAGACUAUGUUUGUUAGGAAGGAUUCGGGCGCGUAUCCUUCGUCAAUCGAUAUAGAAAUUCGCUAUCAUCCUGAGAGUGAAACCAUCGAUGUUGGCAUUUUCGGGCCGGAUGAUAUGUUGAGUCUUGAGGAGGCUGAGGAAUCGAUUAGAAUGCUUAAAAGUUUUUGCUUCUGAAAGGAGGUGAUGGAAUUUUUUAUUGUCGUUGGGGAAAUAACGGAGCGAGGGAUUCUGUUCA